UUUAUCAGCUAGCUCUCUCUCUCUCUCAUACAAUAAAAACGGGUAUUUUCCCUCGGUUUAUUUCGCCCACACCCGUCUCUUGGAUGUAUGCAUAUGGAUGUGGUUCAAUAUUAUUAAUUAUAUAGGCUAUUCUAAUUAAUUAUAUAGGCUAUUCUAAUAGGCUGCUAUAUUUAGUGAGAUAAAAAUAAACAUGACCGCAUGACUACAGUAUAUAAACACUGCGUUUCGCGAUAUUUCAUCAUGCACUGAAACGCAAGAGAGUUAAUAUUAAUCGUCAGCAGGAAUUUAACAUUUUGCAGUCGGACUGAUAUGAUACACAAAUUCUUCACAAUGGCUCACGAACAAAAUCAUCACCAUUCUGCUCGACAUCACAGGCAGGCGCAGGCCUCCCUUCACGGGCCUCUUCCGCCCCACCGUUUUUUCUCAGGUCCGCCACACCAACGGGUCUCUAAAUACUCCUGUGUCAAACAAGAGGAGGGUGACUUUGAACUUAUUAUCGAAGCAUGGGGGUUACGAGAAAGUUACACCCCAGUCACAAGUGAAAUCUCCCCCCUGUAAUCUGUACAUUGGGAAUCAUUUCUGCAUUCGAAUUUACGACUACUUCGCACUGCAGAAGUCGAUACAGAGCAACAGGGAUGGAGGUUUAUUUCACCUAGAUUUCGACCCAGCGGUGCACUUCAAAUGUAUGAAGCUGUCAGAGGCAGCGGAAAAAAUCUGGAGUGUUCCGAACGCUGGGGGAAAUUCUGUUAUUUCGGAAGUCCUGUCCUUUGAAACGUUUCACAAGAGUUUCCACGCCAAGCUUCUCAAGACUGAAAUGGAGGUGUCUUACUUUCCGGAGGGAGGAUCAAUAACAGAUUAUGUGUGUGAAAUUUUCGACACAAAAGUGGGUGUGUCUGUCACACGUGCGAUGAAGUACCGUGGUGACUUUACACAGGAGGACGCUAUGAAUCUUUUGAUGAAGAAACUCAAAGGGGUAAACCAGGCAAACAGAAAUACAUUAGAGAAAUGGAGCAAACAGAUAUUGCACGUCUGGGUUCAAAACAAGGAAACGGCUAAUCUAAUCACCAAAGCGUUCCACGACCUUCCUACCGACCUCGUGUCCAACACAGUGGUGGUCAUCUCCCGGACCCGCCGGUCAGACUUCAUCUUCUACAACCCCUGACAGAAAGGCUUCUCAGGGCUCAACCCAAGCCCAGGAUAUACCGAUAUAUCUCAUUAUAGGUGCUCAGGGGUGUACUCACGCACUUCGAAAAGCGAUCCAGAAUUAGAAACGCAUGAUUGUCUCUCAGAAGUUUUACACCCACAGUGCAAAAUGAAGCUGGUAUCCUAGAAAGGACUUCAUUCAGCUCAGAAUCAAGCACCGAAAACCCCAACAGAACCGUGUCCAAGCACCGAAAACCUCAACAGAACCAAGCACCGAAAACCCCAACAGAACCGUGUCCAAGCACCGAAAACCCCAACAGAACCAAGCACCGAAAACCCCAACAGAACCAAGCACCGAAAACCUCGACAGAACCAAGAACCCCAACAGAACCAAGCACCGAAAACCUCAACAGAACCAAGCACCGAAAACCUCAACAGAACCAAGCACCGAAAACCUCAACAGAACCAAGCACCGAAAACCCCAACAGAACCAAGCACCGAAAACCCCAACAGAACCAAGCACCACCGUGUUCGGAGAAAACCGGAGACAUGAUCUGCGGAAGACAGGACAGAAUAUAGGUAUACAGCUGCUGUAUCAGAAAGCACGUGACUGCACAUGUUUCUCUGGUAUAUUUGUAUUUUUAAUAAAAGAAUACAGUAUGA
Molecule: messenger RNA, 1806 nt
Organism: Ostrea edulis (European flat oyster)
Lineage: Eukaryota; Metazoa; Mollusca; Bivalvia; Ostreida; Ostreidae
Product: AAC-rich mRNA clone AAC4 protein-like
Exons: 3
Coding region: 686-1162 (158 amino acids)
Source: RefSeq, a predicted model, not a curated record